UAGACUCUCCUCUGAAAUGGUAUCUUCCGGGCUGACUCCGGGUUCUUCCUUUUCCUACUGAAGUAGCAGCCAUGAGCAUGCUCAGGCUCCAGAAGAGGCUGGCCUCCAGCGUCCUGCGCUGCGGGAAGAAGAAGGUCUGGCUGGACCCGAACGAGACCAACGAGAUCGCCAACGCCAACUCCCGCCAGCAGAUCCGUAAACUCGUGAAGGAUGGUCUUAUCAUUCGCAAGCCCGUUACGGUUCACUCCCGGGCCCGCUGCCGCAAGAACACGCUGGCCCGCCGCAAGGGCAGACACAUGGGAAUCGGUAAGAGAAAGGGUACAGCCAACGCCCGUAUGCCAGAGAAGCUGUGCUGGAUGCGCCGCAUGAGGAUCCUGCGUCGUCUGCUGCGCCGCUACAGGGAGUCCAAGAAGAUCGACAGGCACAUGUACCACAGCCUCUACCUGAGAGCCAAGGGCAACGUGUUCAAGAACAAGCGCAUCCUCAUGGAGCACAUCCACAAGCUGAAGGCCGACAAAGCCCGCAAGAAGCUGCUGGCCGAUCAGGCCGAGGCCCGCCGCUCCAAGACGAAGGAGGCCCGCAAGCGCAGAGAGGAGCGUCUCGCCGCCAAGAAGGAGGAGAUCAUCAAGAACCUCUCCAAGGAGGAGGAGACCACCAAGAAGUAGCGUGGCUCCCUGCGAGCCGCCCGACUCUGCCGCCAAUAAAAGUGUACAUAAAACACA
This is a messenger RNA of Salarias fasciatus (jewelled blenny), 722 nucleotides long. Its product is annotated as 60S ribosomal protein L19. Gene Ontology annotation, molecular function: structural constituent of ribosome; RNA binding. The transcript has 6 exons. The coding region runs from base 72 to 665 and encodes 197 amino acids. Gene Ontology annotation, biological process: translation. NCBI's taxonomy places the organism in Eukaryota, Metazoa, Chordata, Actinopteri, Blenniiformes, Blenniidae. The record is from RefSeq and is a predicted model, not a curated record. Gene Ontology annotation, cellular component: ribosome; cytosolic large ribosomal subunit.